AUUGGCUGGCCGGCCUGGGCCCCAAGAGGGGAGCCUCGGGAGAAAGAGGCGAUGGAGGGAAGCGGGCCGGGUCGAGGCCUGGGGGAGAGGUGUGAAGUCCGAGAUUGAGCCCAUGGCUGACGGACACCUCGACCCCGGGGUGUGGGGCCCAUUCAGUAAGACGGGGGCAUCGCAGACAUGAAAUCGACGCCGCCAAGAGUCACCUCCUACCAUUUAGUCCCACUGACUUCCCCAGUUCUCACGCUACCCCCUCUCCCCCCCCAAUCCAUUUCCAUUUUUUCGGGUUCAUUUUCCUUGGAGGGGUAAGAUGAACGGCCUGGGACUACUCGGGAGGCUCUGAGAGAACGGAGGGGAGAGCGAAAGGUUCUGGAGAAAGGUGGGAACCGUCCAGCGAGUGUGGGGAGACGUUUCGUCCGAGAGGGAAGGAUGCAUUCAGACGAACCUCUGGAAGAAUCCUCCUCAAGGGGCAGCAUCGGAGGGUGCAGGGAGGCAGGAAGCCCCCUGUUUGGUCUAGAGACCUUCGAGGAGUUGCAGGCUCACAAUCCGGGGAAAGCUGUCUCUCUCAAAUCCUCGAAACAGCACCUCCACCAGAUGAUCGCUGAGUGUGAAGCUCUGGACCAGGAGCUCCCGUGUAUUCGCAAAUUCCCCAAGCCACCGACCGCCCAGCCACUCUGUCUCUGCCUGGAGACGGCGCCCGAGGCUGAUCUGACCCAUCUGGAUGUGCUGACCGCACUCAACGAAGAGCUGCCCGAGGCCCUGGAGAGUGGCCGUGUGAGCAGCAUUCGUUUCGAGAACCUGAAUGUGAUCUGUGGCACAGCCGGGCGCCGGGACAGGUGGCUGAUCACCGUGACAGACUUCCAGGCUCGCUCGCACCUACUGCGCUCGGGCCUGUACCUGCGCGGGGAGCCGCACCCCCUCACCCGGCACGACGAGACCCAGCUGAGCGAUUACCGACUGUACCUGCGCCGGGCGCUGGCCCGCCGUCGCCUGCUCGAGGCCCUCGGGCCCGGGCCGGCCCAGGAGGCCUGAAGGGACGCCGCGGCCCGCCGCCGCACGUGCUCACCAAAAGGCCCCAGAAAGGAGGCAGGGCCGGCUCGGGGUAGAUACUGUGAGUUUAAUUAUAAAGAAUGACCCGAUACAAAA
Molecule: messenger RNA, 1143 nt
Organism: Ornithorhynchus anatinus (platypus)
Lineage: Eukaryota; Metazoa; Chordata; Mammalia; Monotremata; Ornithorhynchidae
Gene: C10H19orf81
Product: chromosome 10 C19orf81 homolog
Exons: 6
Coding region: 427-1029 (200 amino acids)
Source: RefSeq, a predicted model, not a curated record